AUGUCCCUCGCAACCCUCCCCCAAACCCCCCUCCACGUCCUCGGCCUUGUCCUCCGCCACCUCGACACCCUGCACUCCCUCGGCGCCGCCAUGAGCCCGGCCACCGCCCGCCUCGCCUACGCCGCCCACGUCGCCCGCCGCGGCAUCCCCCGCGACCGCGAUGCUCUGCGACGGCUCGCCGACGACUGGCUCGUCCCCCUGGACGCCGACGACAUCUCCGCGCACGCCGGCAGCGAGGGCGGGCCCUUGGGGGUCUGGCCGUGGGGAUUGUCGCUCGCCGACGUCGUCGCCAUGAGCCGCGCGCACGGCGUGGUCGAGGCGCUGACGAAGAGGUUGGUGGACGGCGCGCUGCCGGCAUGCGCGGAGCUGCUCGGUCGUGAGGGGCCGGCGAGGGCGACGGAGGCGGAGAUCACGCGCAUACACAGGCUGCUCUACGGCUACGAGAUCUACUGCGGGCUGCUGUUCCGCGACGCCGGCGACUGCGCCGCGACGGAGCAGCCGGGAGACGACACGGCGGCGGCGGCGGCGGCGGCGGAGGCGGCGGCGUGGCGCGCAGAGGUCAACGCCCAGCUCAGCGCCUCUCUGUACCGGGAUAACGUCGCCAGGGCGCACAGCCAACUAGCCUGCAUCCACGACUUUCUGGAGGACAUUGUGCUACAAGCCUUCAAGCAGGUUGCCAUGUAUGAUGUCACCUGGGGCGCCCACCACGUCGACUACCUGUCCACCGGCAGCGCCAACGAGCACGUCCAGGCCUAUCUCUCCCUCGGACUCGACUACAUCUACAAACUCUCCGUCGCCAACACUGCCCUGCCACGCUCCGCCUCCCCGGACGCCCGCCUCCGGCACUUCCGCCGGCUGCGAGGGAUGCUCCUCACCCACCGCUCGCCGCCGCUGCCCGCUGCCGCCGCCGCAAACGCAAACAUCGACGCUGCUACCGCGGCGGUUGAGCGCCGGCACGCUCGCCACCUGUGGGACGAGCCGGUCGGCCCGCCGUACCCUCCCCAGGUCGCCGCCCGCCGCGAGGUGCUGGACCGUUGGAUCGCGGAGGAGGCGGCCCACCAGAAUGAGGUCGAGGAGACGGAGCGCCCGGCCAUGAAGCGCUCCUGGGCGCGGCGCGAGGCGAUGCACGCCCAGGGCUACCGGGGAUUUUACAUGGGGAAUCCAUAG
Molecule: messenger RNA, 1167 nt
Organism: Cordyceps fumosorosea ARSEF 2679
Lineage: Eukaryota; Fungi; Ascomycota; Sordariomycetes; Hypocreales; Cordycipitaceae
Exons: 5
Coding region: 1-1167 (388 amino acids)
Source: RefSeq, a predicted model, not a curated record